Phyllostomus hastatus (greater spear-nosed bat) is the source of this 1181-nucleotide messenger RNA. It is a transcript of the gene SNRPA, whose product is annotated as small nuclear ribonucleoprotein polypeptide A. Gene Ontology annotation, cellular component: U1 snRNP. The transcript has 7 exons. Bases 115 to 963 code for a protein of 282 amino acids. Lineage: Eukaryota; Metazoa; Chordata; Mammalia; Chiroptera; Phyllostomidae. Gene Ontology annotation, biological process: mRNA splicing, via spliceosome. The record is from RefSeq and is a predicted model, not a curated record. Gene Ontology annotation, molecular function: U1 snRNA binding.
AAACACAAUAAAGGCGGAGCCAGGAGAGGGUGCUUCGGUCUUGGCGUUCGGAAACGUACCUACAGCUCGUUCUCGGACCUGUGUCCGUGUUGUUCUACCGCAGCACCUUGCUACAUGGCAGUUCCCGAGGCCCGACCCAACCACACUAUUUAUAUCAACAACCUCAAUGAGAAGAUCAAGAAGGACGAGCUGAAGAAGUCCCUGUAUGCCAUCUUCUCCCAGUUUGGCCAGAUCCUGGAUAUCCUGGUGUCACGGAGCCUGAAGAUGAGGGGCCAGGCCUUUGUCAUCUUUAAGGAGGUCAGCAGUGCCACCAAUGCCUUGCGCUCCAUGCAGGGUUUCCCGUUCUACGACAAGCCCAUGCGCAUCCAGUAUGCCAAGACUGACUCGGAUAUUAUUGCCAAGAUGAAGGGCACCUUCGUGGAGCGGGACCGUAAGCGGGAGAAGAGGAAGCCCAAGAGCCAGGAGACCCCAGCAGCCAAGAAGGCUGUGCAGGGUGGGGCAGCCGCCCCUGUAGUGGGGGCUGUCCCAGGCCCUGUCCCGGGCAUGCCACCGAUGACGCAGGCGCCCCGCAUCAUGCACCACAUGCCAGGCCAGCCUCCCUACAUGCCACCCCCUGGCAUGAUCCCACCUCCAGGCCUUGCACCUGGCCAGAUCCCACCAGGCGCCAUGCCACCGCAGCAGCUUAUGCCAGGACAGAUGCCACCUGCUCAGCCUCUUUCAGAAAACCCACCAAAUCACAUUUUGUUCCUCACCAAUCUGCCAGAGGAGACCAAUGAGCUUAUGCUCUCCAUGCUUUUCAACCAAUUCCCUGGCUUCAAGGAGGUCCGGCUGGUUCCAGGGCGGCACGACAUCGCCUUUGUGGAGUUUGACAAUGAGGUUCAGGCAGGGGCAGCUCGUGACGCCCUACAGGGCUUCAAGAUCACCCAGAACAAUGCCAUGAAGAUCUCUUUUGCCAAGAAGUAGCACCUUUUCCCCAUGCCUGCCCCCUCUCCCCUAUUUGGGACCUCCCCUCUUCCCCUUGGCUCGGCCCCCUGAAGGUAAGUCCCCGUUUGGGGCCUUCUUGGAGCCGCAUGUGUGAGUGAGUGGUCACACAGCAUUGUACCCAGAGUCUGUCCCCAGACAUUGCACCUGGUGCUGUUAGGUUGGAAUUAAAGUGUUUUUUUGAUGUUUGAUUUUCUAAA